Messenger RNA from Cylindrotheca closterium, 318 nucleotides. NCBI's taxonomy places the organism in Eukaryota, Bacillariophyta, Bacillariophyceae, Bacillariales, Bacillariaceae. The record is from the annotation of a GenBank genome assembly.
AUGGCAGCAAAUGAUCAAAACAAACGAAUUAUUCAAGCAACAAUUGAUGAGCUUCUUGUAAUUGAAGGUGGCAAAGCCUUCUUCACUGUCUUGAAUGAGAAGGCACAAAUUUGCAGCUUGUUCAUUGUUCCAACACAGAAACUUUGUGAAAUUGAUCAAAUGCUGAACAAGUUGCUGAAAUGGAAAGGGAUGGACUUCAACGAUGGCAAACCCCGCGGACUCUACACAGAUACAUGGCCAAACAGCAAGGACUACUGGGAGAAACGCCUUGGACCAAACACAGAAGGAGCAUUGGGUCUGUUCCAUUUCAAUCAGUGA